Molecule: messenger RNA, 2679 nt
Organism: Tuber melanosporum (Perigord truffle)
Lineage: Eukaryota; Fungi; Ascomycota; Pezizomycetes; Pezizales; Tuberaceae
Exons: 5
Coding region: 344-2389 (681 amino acids)
Molecular function (GO): nucleic acid binding
Source: RefSeq, a predicted model, not a curated record
CCUCUACCCUCCUCACUCAAUAACGGUACUCUCCUCCUACCCCCUCCUCCACCGCCCAAAAUCUCCCUCUACCCUUUGCCCUGCCCCGCCGUUAACCCAGGAAAAAAGUAAAAAGGAGACAGAGGGAGAAGUGCCCUCACCCACCACCGUCUUGCAACCGCAAUAUUUAAAGGCCCUCCUUUCCCCACAACAACUCCGCCGACUGCUACGACUUCGCAUACGCAAAUGUCAGCUUGUCCGUUGGAGCAUGUCUCGGGAGCCUCGCAGUCUCCAAUCACUUCCUUUUGAGCGUCCUUGAUCUCGUUGUCUUUCUUCCUUUCUUUUACUUUUGCUUCUUGUGGAGAUGUCUUGUCCUCCCUCUUCCGCUUCCGCCCUAGCUCCCGUUCAACCGCAAAAUUAUUCUAUGGUCGACUCCAAGCUCCAGGAUGCGCAAGGAUCCACUACGGAUUCUUCCAUACCUGCUACCCAAGCUUGCGCCGAUAUCCCAACGCCAUCAAAUAUCGUCGGUGGAAUUACUCCUUCCUCUUCCUCUUCUUCUACCCAACUUUCGGAUCUUGAGGAUUCCACUCAAGCUUUGGCUCAGGCUGCCAAAUCAUCUCUUCCGAGCACGGAUGGUGUUACUCGGCUCCAGGAAUCCCUUAGCGGUCUCAAGCUCGAGAAGGACAUCCUCCUCUCCAAUGGAGGCAGUUCGUCUCGAUUAGCUGUGGAUACCCCACCCAUCGCAUUAGUACCCUCCAACGGCGAUGCUCCUAAUACUUCGCUCCGGGGGUCCACUUCUCAUGCAGAAGAUACCUCUUCUCAGCCUAGCCAUCUGGUACCCAGUGACGGAUACAAUUUGCUCAAGCGGCCAGUCGGCUCGGAUGGAGCUGAAACCUCACCCGUGAUAGUGGUAUCCUCACAAAAAUCAGCUUCGAUUCCACCUCCACCAUCGACACACGCGAGUGUGGAAAUGUUGAUAGACGAACCUGAUCAGCGCCUAUUGGACGCCCUUGAAAAUCAGAGAGAUCGUUUGUUCGUUAUCAAACUGGAGCAGGAUGUUAUCGAUUUUAUCGAGAAAAACAGCUCCGAUGUUUUCGACAUGCCACCUAUCAAUGCUUAUCACCGGCUACUCGCCCAUAAAAUGGCCGAAUACUACAGACUUACUCAUGUCGCAGAUACUAGUGGCACAUCUGUUCGCCUCUACAGGGGGCAGUUUGCCAGGAUGCCGCCGGUACGGCUUUCGGACAGGCGUCCUCCGAAUGCAAUGCCCGGCCCUUCAGCGGCGAAUGGGACAAAGUCCAAUUUCAAGAUAAUGCAAAGAUCUACGUCGCACCGAGGAUCAGAUACCCCACCUGAGCAGCAAAACGGCAGUUUCCCCAAGAAGACUGCCUCAGAAAGUUCUUCCGGCGAUGGGUCAGCAAGAGCAACCACUCGCGAGGAGAGGGAGCAGGCUUACCAGGAAGCUCGAGCUCGCAUAUUUAAAGAUUUUGUUGAGUCUCCACCUGAAACACCAGCACCCUCUAAAUCGAACGAGAAGACGAGGAAGCAAGAAAAGCAGGACGAAUUCCAUGGGCGAUCCCAGUUUUAUCCUGUGCCAACUCCAGCACCUCCGGUUAACCCAUAUUGCUUUCCCCAAUACGAGGACCCCAGACUCCAAAGCCAAAACAAUACUCACAUUUCCGGGGGCUCACGAUUCAAUCCAAGCACUCCAAGCUUUAAUCCCUCCCCCUUUGUGCCUCCUCUAGUUAGCUUCACGCCUCCACAGCAACCUCAGCCGCAAUCAUUCAUGCCAACUCUCUCAAAUCGUCAUUUCCCGCCACAGGGGGAUAGAUCUUUCCCUACCCCUAACCAGGGCCAUGUCGGGCCAAAUAUGUUCCCCCAACAGCAACAACGCAAUGGAUAUUAUCCAGAACAAGGUGCGAACUUUCACAGCGGGAAUCCCCAACAGAGCUCUUUAAUGAUGUCCACCAAUUUCCCCAAUCAGCGUUUUGGCGCUCAACCCCCUCUUCAUGGUCAGCAUUCAGGUCCUCCCAUGGCUGCUUCUGUACCCACCACUGCCAACAGGCAUCCAUAUGCCAGCCCAUCCAAUUAUGCGGUUGGUAACCAAGCAUUGGGUAAUCAGAGGUUCCAUGUACCACAGCAGCAGCAACCCCUUAUAUCUGGGAACGGAUGGAGCGCUCCUCAAACUCUCAACGGGGGAAUCCCCAUGACCACGAGGUCGCAAUCCGCUCUUCCUGCGCUCGAUAGACCAACUCCGCCUUUUGGAGGGAUGCCAUACCAAAACCACCAACAAUCACAACAUUGGGGAGGCAAUUCUGUCGUGGGUUCAUCUGCGCCCAUAAACUUUCGACAGGGGCCGUUCGGAGGGGCAGGCGGUCCCGGAAUGCACGGACCGGUUGGUGGGGUGUAGUUUUACGAAGCGGGAGUUGUUUCAUAGAUUCGAGUAUCUCUUUCCUACAGAUAGCAAAUGUUUUGGCCUACCCCUGGAAAAAAACAAAAUGGCGGGGUUGGAGUUUGUCUUAUUUCAUACAUAGACGCGCCGCUUCAAAGCGAUAAAAUGAAUUGCAUGAUUAAUUCCUGUCUCAUUAGUCUUGCGAUGGCUUCAUGUUUGUACUUUAGUUAAAAAUUUCCCGCUCUUCUUAGUUCUCAUAUGAUUAGCUUUGUAGUGUAUUUCCUUCUGAAUUAAAACCCUAUUGAAAU